AUGAAAUUCCUAAUCACCAUCUUUCCUACCGUGGCCAUGGCCGCCCUGACAUCCAUUUCCCAAAAUGACGUUACCAAUGGCGGCGGAUGCAAGGCCAUGACGGUCCUCUUCGCCCGUGGUACCACUGAACCCGGCAACAUGGGCAUCAUCGCCGGACCCCCUUUUGUCAGUGCCCUUGGCAAGAUGAUGGGUGCGUCCAACUUGGCUGUCCAAGGCAUCGAAUAUCCAGCCGAUAUUCCGGGCUUCCUGGUUGGCGGCGACGCCGGUGGUAGCAAAUUGAUGGCGCAGAUGGUUGGACAGGUCCGCGCCAAAUGUCCAGACACGACGCUCGUUAUGGCGGGAUACUCUCAAGGAGGUCAACUCACCCACAACGCAGCCAGCAUGCUCAGCGCCCAAGACUCGGCUUUUGUAUCCAGCACCGUCAUCUUUGGCGACCCAAACAACGGCAAGCCCGUUGGUAAAGUGUCGGCCGCCAACACCAAGAUCAUUUGUGCGCAGGGCGAUCUCAUUUGCGCUGGUCAGGCCAUCAUUCUGCCACCCCAUCUGUCGUAUGGCUCCAAUGCCAACGCCGCCGCCCAGUUUGUCAUGAGCAGGAUGACUGCCGGAGCCACAGCCGGUGGUAAACGAGCACUCGAGGCGAGGAAGUUUGUUGCAUGA
Messenger RNA from Exserohilum turcica Et28A, 657 nucleotides. RefSeq names its product carbohydrate esterase family 5 protein. The transcript is spliced from 2 exons. The coding region runs from base 1 to 657 and encodes 218 amino acids. Gene Ontology annotation, cellular component: extracellular region. The record is from RefSeq and is a predicted model, not a curated record. Gene Ontology annotation, biological process: carbohydrate catabolic process. NCBI's taxonomy places the organism in Eukaryota, Fungi, Ascomycota, Dothideomycetes, Pleosporales, Pleosporaceae. Gene Ontology annotation, molecular function: cutinase activity.